AUGUUUAGAGCUUCAAAAUUGUCAAGUUUUCAAGUAUUAUUUAUUGCAAAAGUACCAAGACGCUAUAUUUCCGGUAGUAAGCCUUUUAGUAACAAUGCUCGCUAUCUGAACCGACAGUGUCCGCAAUUUAGCGCGGGCCAGCCGCUGUUCGAAACGAGACCAAAUCUUCUAAAGCCCGGCGAGAUUACUCCUGGAAUUACUGCUCUCGAGUACUUUGAGCGUAGAGUCAAAUUAGCUACGAGGCUUCCAGCCAAGAGUUGUGCAAUAAUCGCAGGCUCGCAAGUGAAGUAUGCAUCCGGUCCGGUGUUCUAUCCCUUCCAACAGAAUAAUGAUUUGUUUUAUUUAACGGGGUGGAACGAACCAGACUCUGUGAUGAUUUUGGAGAAGCCUACUGACGAUAUAGAUGAUGUCCUCUUCCACUUAAUUGUCCCGCCAAAGGACGCUUUUUCUGAGCAAUGGGAGGGUGAGCGUACCGGGACUGAGGGUGCGUGCGAAGUUUUCAAUGCUGAUGAAUCAACGGAUACUCGCCAGUUGUCAAUUUACAUAUCGCGCAUCAUCAAGAGAAACGAGUUCAUAUACUUUGACAGACCACAAGACAAAAUCGACUCGAGUGCAGAGGCUUUCUUCAGGUCAUUUUUCUCAGUUUCUCAUUCCCCAGUGGCUUCUGACACUAUUACUAGCGUAAUUAAAAGCUCGGGUAAGAAACAUGUCCGUAAGCUUAAGAGAAUUAUCGCGGAUAUGAGGUCAAUAAAAUCACCAGCAGAAAUUCGUGUCAUGAGAAGAGCAGGCCAAAUAUCAGGGAGAGCAUACAAUCAAGCAUACGCUCAAAGGUUCCGCAAUGAGAGGACUCUGCAUUCAUUUCUUGACUAUAAGUUUGUUUCUGGCGGGUGUGACAAAUCGGCCUAUAUUCCAGUAGUGGCUGCUGGUGCCAAUUCGCUUUGCAUACAUUACACAAGGAACGACGAUGUCAUGUAUAAUGAUGAAAUGGUCCUUGUUGAUGCUGCUGGCUCCUUGGGGGGAUACUGUUCAGAUAUAUCAAGAACAUGGCCCGUAAGCGGCAAAUUUUCUCCUGCGCAAAGAGAUUUAUACGAAGCAGUUUUAAGCGUCCAGAGGAGAUGCAUUGACCUCUGCAAAGCUUCCAACUUGUACUCCUUGAAUGACAUUCACGAAAAGAGUGUUUCAUUUUUUAAAGAAGAGCUUGCGAACGUGGGACUCUCUAAUCUGCAAAACUCAAGCAUAGCAAAAAUCUACCCUCACUAUAUUGGCCACAAUCUUGGUCUCGAUGUCCACGAUGUGCCAGAGGUUUCAAGGCAUGAGCCACUACAGGCAGGGCAGGUUAUCACGAUUGAGCCCGGUAUUUAUUUUCCUGACGAUCCUUCGUACCCAGCUUACUUCAAGAACAUUGGCAUUCGUAUUGAAGAUGACAUUGCUAUCGGGCUCGACUCUCAUAUCAACUUGACAGCUGAAGCUGCGAAGGAGGUCGUAGACAUUGAAAGCAUUGCCCAAAAUGGCGUGACGACCAAAAUCGAAGAGGAUGUGGUGGCUCCUCUUAAGUACGUUGAUUAA
Molecule: messenger RNA, 1566 nt
Organism: Lachancea thermotolerans CBS 6340
Lineage: Eukaryota; Fungi; Ascomycota; Saccharomycetes; Saccharomycetales; Saccharomycetaceae
Gene: ICP55
Product: aminopeptidase
Exons: 1
Coding region: 1-1566 (521 amino acids)
Cellular component (GO): mitochondrion
Molecular function (GO): metalloaminopeptidase activity; manganese ion binding
Source: RefSeq, a predicted model, not a curated record